Molecule: messenger RNA, 1344 nt
Organism: Psylliodes chrysocephalus
Lineage: Eukaryota; Metazoa; Arthropoda; Insecta; Coleoptera; Chrysomelidae
Source: the annotation of a GenBank genome assembly
AGAAAACAUAACAUUAAAAGACAACAGACAAACAUCGGACAUUUCGGAAGACAGACUAAAAAACUUACAAAACGAAAUCAUAAAGGCGAUAAAACACAAAACAGAUGACAAAGGACCACAACCGACAAAGACAAGCCAAAUAAACUUAAAUACGCCACCUACACACAUUACAAGCACAGACUUCCCUCACCUCGGACAAAGGACAUACAACCAAUUGACAAAAAACAACCACAACAGAAAACACACAAGAAAAAAAACCUUGGAUACCCCCAGAACAAAUAAAGAAAUAUGACACUGUAAUUAAAAUAAAAGAGGGAGAAACGGGAAAUAUGUUAACCGAACUCAAAAAAGUCAUAAAACCGAAAGACAUGGAAGGCACGCAAAUUAGACAUACAAGAAUGGCUAUAGUACUAACCUCACAAACUAAGGAAAAACAAAACGAAAUAUUAAGACGGACACAACACUCAACAACACUAGACAUAAAGGACGGUACCAGACAAAACGAACCGACAGCAAUACUUACGGGACUACGCAAGGAAAUGAUAAUGGACGAACUGACAGACGCAUUAAAAAUGGAAAACGACGACCUUAACGAAACUUUCGGGGACAGACUCAAACUACUUACAGUCGUAUCGACCCGGCCUUGCCGUAACCCUUACAAAGAGAACGUUUACAUACGGGGACCAACGGACAUUAUUAAACACCUUUUAAAAUCAGGGAAAGUCUACGUAGACUUCCAGACUAUAUUCAUAAAUGAGGCUACGCAAAUCGCACUUUAUUUUAGAUGCUGUCGAUACGGACAUGUAUCUAAAUACUGUAGAGAGACGACACCGACAUGUUACCGGUAUGGAGAUGGACAUGACGGAAAUACCUGUAACAAAGACAUUUAUAAUUGUAUCAACUGCGAGAGACUAAGACUGACACCACGCGGACACCAAGCUAGAGACGCUAAUUGCCCUAUAUACAACAAGAAAAUGGACGAGGCUCGGGCUCAGACAUCUUACAAAUAGACAGACAAACAACCCACAAACAAACUAACAAAUCAAAACAAGACUUAAACAAACACACAAACACAACACAACAAACAAACACAAAACCCGAUUGACAAAUACAAAAGAGUAUCAAGCUUAUAUAAUUCAAUAUGGGACGGGGAAUUCAGGCAGCCGACCAAUUACUGAAAAAAAUGUGCACUGAGCAAAUCGACAUAGGCUUAAUACAAGAACCCGCACAUACAUUAAACGGAUAACACAUAUACAAUAUAAUCAACAAAGACAGUAAAGCACCCAUACUCAUACACAACAGAUGGACAAACAAAACAAUCACACACAAAGACAUGACAGACUC